UGUUUACCAGAAGAGCGUAGCAAGGGCAGGUCUGACUGCAAGGCUGGGAACGGAAGGCUGAGCCGCCGCCAAGGGGACCCCGGCUGGACCCUGGUUGGUCAGUCACCUGCGGGACGGAGGAGGUGAGGGAGGAUGCUGUUGGCCUGGGUGCAAACGAUCCUCGUCAGCAACAUGCUCCUGGCAGAAGCCUAUGGAUCUGGAGGCUGCUUCUGGGACAACGGCCACCUGUACCGGGCGGACCAGCCCUUCCCCGCGCCGGGCCUCCGCUGCCUCAACUGGUUGGACGUGCAGAGCGGCCUGGCACCUGCCCCCAAGUCUGGCGCCGGUAACCACAGUUACUGCCGGAACCCGGACCAGGACCCGCGCGGGCCCUGGUGCUACGUGAGCGGCGAGACCGGCGCACCCGAGAAGCGGCCUUGCGAGGACCUGCACUGUCCAGAGACCACUUCCCAGGGCCCGCCAACCUUUACAACAGAAACCAAGGAGACGUCUGAAGUGCUCAGAGGAGACGAGGUGCAGGUGUUUGCCCCCGCCAACACCCUGCCUGCCCGGAGCGAGGCAGCAGCCGUGCAGCCAGUAAUUGGGAUCAGCCAGCGGGUGCGAGUGAACCCCAAGGAGAAAAAGGACCUGGGAACCCUGGGCUAUGUGCUGGGUGUUACCAUGAUGGUGAUCAUCAUCGCCAUUGGAGCUGGCAUUGUCCUCGGUUACACCUACAAGAGGGGCAAGGAUCUGAAAGAGCAGCAUGAGCAGAAAGUGUGUGAGAGGGAGAUGCAGCGAAUCACCCUGCCCUCGUCUGCCUUCACCAACCCCACCUGUGAGCUUGUGGACGAGAGGACCGUGGUGGUCCACGCCAGCCAGACUCCGGUCGGCCUUCAGGAGGGCAGUGCCCCUCUCAUGGGCCAGGCAGGCACUCCAGGCGCCUGAGCCCCCGACCCUGGGCAGGAGCCCACACAGACACUGGUGCAGGACCACCUACCCUCCUGUGGCUGGGAGGAUCGACACUAUCUGUUGUGGUUAAAACCCCUCACUUUUUUUUUUUUUUUUUUGGUCCAUUUGUUUUUGGUGAAUCCUAAGACAGAAGCAGGGGCACUGUGGGCUGGAGUGAAGCUGGGUAGGGUCCUGCCAGGGCUCUACCUCCACCCCUUGGAGUAGGGUUUUGCCUGUGGAUGAAGACAGCGGCGGCCCCCACUGCAGUGCUGCUGACAGGGGCUCCCAGACGUUGCCUUGCCCCGGAACUGAACCAGGGACAGACAGGGAGCUCCCCCAGCUCCCCUGUGCUUCAUUGUCCAAGACGGCCUCAGCCUCAGCCUCAGCCUCUGCCGUUGUCCUCCGUGGGCUUGAGUGGCACACACUGUUAGCUUGAGUGGCACACACUGUUAGUCAUAGUUCAGGUCAAGUCAGUCAUGAGGCAGCAUUUUAAAAGUAUAUUUAGUUUUUUUAAUAUUUGGGAUGCAAUUCCCUACUGACCUCUGAGAAACGAGUCUGUAUGAAAGUCAGAACUGUGGGUUGAGGAUGGGGUUGAGGUGGGGUGGGGGGCUGUUGACAGUGAUGUGCCUUGACAACCCUGGGCCAGGUGCAGGCCCAGGGACUCUUCCUGUUUUGAGAGGAAAGGAAGGGAAGAAUCGCACUGAACAUUCCACAGAGGAAGAGGGUGGAGAAGGACCCGCAACUGCCUCAGGCCAUGGGGCUGUAGUGGACCUGGGGUGCCCCAGACAGUAUCUAUUCAGGGUGGACCGUGGCCCCUGCAUUUUUCAGGGGUGAAACAGCAGCCAGUGGACCUACCAGAAUUACACUGUGGGCGGGGCCUUGUGAGCUGCAGCCGAAGAGAGGUUGACCUGGAAACCAGCUGAGGCAGGUGACAGAUGCUUCAGGGCUUGUCCCUGCAGUGGUCUGGGUCUGCAGGUGUCUGUGGCCUCCAGGCCAGCGCCUUCCUGUGGGGUAGUAGGGCUAGGGUCACAGCCCCUAACUUGUAAAGCAAUCAGAGAACCAUUGGAAGGGACCUUAGGGUUCCUCAAGCCUUUUGGACAGAGGGGCUUAGUGGGGGAAAGUGAUGCUUAGGGUCAUAGGGGAAGUGCUGGUGCAGCCGAGAGGAGGGUAGUGUUUCCCCAGGCACCUGCCACACUGUUCCUGUGGCUUGGCAGGGCCUCCAAGCCCUGAUGUCACACUUGGAGGCCUUAGCAGUGCUCCCUGUCCAUAGACCUUUCUUCCCAAAGCCCUUCCAACUGCCUGAUGUGGAGAGGCGGUUAAUGGGACCCAGUCUCAGCAGGCUGUUCCUGGGAGCAAUUUGCUGAGGGGACCUAGGCCUCAGGGGGUCCCUUAGUGGCAGCGAUGCAGAAGGGAACAUUACUGGUUUCUACUUUUCUAUAAAAGCACUUCUCUGUGUACAUGUUUUAUAUACCUCAUUCUGACACCUGCAUAUAAAGUGCAGGAAAUGGCUCUGCAUUUGACUUACAGAAAUAAAUUUGGGGAAAAAAAAAGA
Messenger RNA from Camelus dromedarius (Arabian camel), 2479 nucleotides. RefSeq names its product phosphoinositide-3-kinase interacting protein 1 (gene PIK3IP1). The record is from RefSeq and is a predicted model, not a curated record. Gene Ontology annotation, molecular function: phosphatidylinositol 3-kinase catalytic subunit binding; endopeptidase activity; signaling receptor binding. The transcript is spliced from 6 exons. Gene Ontology annotation, biological process: negative regulation of phosphatidylinositol 3-kinase/protein kinase B signal transduction. Bases 133 to 924 code for a protein of 263 amino acids. Lineage: Eukaryota; Metazoa; Chordata; Mammalia; Artiodactyla; Camelidae.